Messenger RNA from Hemicordylus capensis (graceful crag lizard), 963 nucleotides. RefSeq names its product olfactory receptor 10A7-like. The transcript has 2 exons. Gene Ontology annotation, biological process: G protein-coupled receptor signaling pathway. Gene Ontology annotation, molecular function: olfactory receptor activity; G protein-coupled receptor activity. NCBI's taxonomy places the organism in Eukaryota, Metazoa, Chordata, Lepidosauria, Squamata, Cordylidae. Gene Ontology annotation, cellular component: membrane. The record is from RefSeq and is a predicted model, not a curated record. Bases 1 to 963 code for a protein of 320 amino acids.
AUGCCCCGUAAAAUACAAAACAGAACAAAUCAUACCAGCAUCACAAACUUCAUACUUCUUGGAUUUGGUGAUAAUCCUGAACAGCAGGUUCCUCUCUUUGUGGCUUUCCUAGCAAUCUAUGUUAUUACCAUGGCUGGGAAUCUCCUUAUUAUUGCCCUAGUUGUGGCUGAUCUCCACCUCCAUACCCCCAUGUACUUCUUCCUAGGGAACCUGUCCUGCUUGGAGAUCUGCUACACUUCAACCCUCCUACCCAGGAUGCUGUUUAGUCUUCUGACUGGAGACAGGACCAUUACUGUGAACGGCUGUCUUGUGCAAUAUUAUUUCUUUGGUUUCUUAUUAUCCACAGAAUGUUAUCUCCUGGCUGUGAUGUCGUAUGAUCGAUAUUUAGCCAUAUGCAAACCACUGCACUACACAUCCCUUAUGAAUGGCAGGCUCUGCUUCUGGUUGGUCAUUGGCUCUUGGAUCAGUGGUCUGCUUAGUAACACCAUAAUAACAUCCCUGGUUUUCCAGCUGUCAUUCUGUGGUCCCAGUGAAAUUGAGCAUUUCUUUUGUGAUCUAGCCCCAGUGAUCAAGCUUUCCUGCAGCAACACACACAUGGUGGAACUUGCAACUUUCAUCUUGGCCUCCAUGGACACCAUGCCCCCAUUUCUGCUUACCCUGAUCUCAUAUGUCUAUAUCAUCAUGAACAUCCUCUGGAUCAAGUCCAAAGCCAUGAGACAGAAGGCCUUCUCGACUUGCUCCUCACACCUUGUCGUCGUAACACUUUUCUUUGGGUCUCUGAUCAUUGUUUAUGUAGUUCCACAAACCAAUACACUGAAGGAGCUUCAUGAAACCUUCUCUCUGUUUUAUACUAUCUUAACCCCCAUGGUCAAUCCCCUUAUAUACAGCCUAAGAAACAGAGAUGUGAAAGAAGCUCUCUAUAGAAAGGCCAGGAAAGCUGUCAAUGUGGCCCUAUUUCCUUAG